Messenger RNA from Funneliformis mosseae, 627 nucleotides. The record is from the annotation of a GenBank genome assembly. Lineage: Eukaryota; Fungi; Glomeromycota; Glomeromycetes; Glomerales; Glomeraceae.
AUGACCUGCCAGCAAUUAGAAUCACGGAAACGAAAUUGCGGUUCAGCUUUUCCAAAAAACAAAGAAAUCGAAUCUGAUUAUGAACCACAUAAGAGGCAGUGCACCGAACCAAUUGCGGAUGCUGUAAACAAUCCGUUUUUUGAAUCAGAGAAUAAUUUGGACAAAGAGGAGGUAUACAAAUCACAACGGGAUAAUAAUGAUGUAUCAUAUGACGAAGAAUCCCCAAAUUUGUAUGAUGUAGAUUUCUAUUCUACUUCAGAUGACGAAUUACCUGAGGAAGUAAAGCAUUUGGACGUAAAUGAUGCAUUAAUUCGGGAUAUCUUUCUUGAAGUUCUACAUCAAUUCCAAUCCAAUGAUCUUGAAUCAGGAAAAACAAUAAUGAGUUCAAAUUUUUUAAAUGGAAUAAUCGAUAUAAUUGAUUCUAAAGUGAAGGAAAGUCUUCCUAAUAAAUUUAACGAUAUGGAACAAUUCACCUUGGACAUAAAAAUCCUCAUGGAUUUCCAGAAAGAUGUUUUAAAGAUAGUCAAGUCAGUGAACAAGCCUAUAAAUGAGAUUGUAUACAAAUUCGAAGUUGAAAUCAGUUCACAGAAGGAAAAAAAGGCUAAAAAUAAAAAGAAAGACGCUUGA